GAGGAUGUGCAUGUCCAAGCAGCUCUGGGAAUUCGACAGAUGACAGGAUCAUUGAAGCAAGAGAGCUUUGUGGUAGUAAAUGAAGAUUCUAACCGUCUGAUAUUCAUUAACAAGGCAGAUAAACAAGCUCAUGAAAGCUGCUUCACUAUCGAUGGAGUCUUCAAUCUGGACACUGGCCAGGACAAACUAUUCCUGGAACAUCUGCAACCUCUGCUGGUCAUGGUUCCCCUUGGCUACAGUAUAUCCUUGCUGGUGUGUGAAGGCCACCACUGUGGACUCCAAGCAAAAACCAAAAGCUUUGUCCAGAGGGUAAUAGAAUCUGUUUUCCAAGAGACCAGCUCUCCUGAAAACACUGCCCAGUCUCGCCAAACCAUCAGCUUUGUCCAGAUCUACGCAGAUGGCACAGCCCUAGACCUGCUCAGUCCCAGAAAUGAAACCUUGCAGGUGAUGGACAUCCCCCCACUGGGGCUAUGUGGCCUUCUCUUUACCAUCAUCACAGAGGUGAAAGUGACAGGAGGCCAUGGAUUUCAUCGUGCCACUGUCAGGAUCCUUGAGUUCUCUGGAGGAGAUGAACAGUGCUACACUGACCCGUUUUUUACUCUUUCCCGGGCUUCAUCUGCGGUGGGUCUUCCUGCUGAAGCAGGGUGCUUCUCCUGGAUCCUGAAGCACCUACUGGAAGGCAAUGCUCUCACAUUCUUGCUCUUGUGCUUGACCCUGCCAGAUGCCUCUGGAGAAGAAAUAUUGUCUGCCCUCUCCCUGACUGAACAAGUAAGGGCUAUAAUCAAGACAGUUACGCCAGUCCACUGGGACCCCACUCUAGAAGCUCGGAAACGAAGAGCAGUGAUAAGGGAGCUGAGAGUGAAGUCCUUCCUCAACAGUCAGAUGGAACAGGACAGCGUGCUCAUUCAGCUGGGGAAAGUGAUAAAGGAAUUGCAGGUGCUGAAGGGCCAGAAUUGGGAGAAAAAGGAAGAGAGAUCAGCAUAUGAACUAAAGGAGGACACUUCUGUUGAAUUCAAAGCUGGUAAGCAACACCAAGGUUCAAAGCUGAAGUUCUCCCUACUCAAAACUCGGAGGCAGCAUCUCCAAGAACAGCACCGGCUCCUGAUCCAGCAGGAACGUCAGAAGAUAGAAAAAGAGCUUGCAUGCCAAAACAAGAUUUCUCCAGACCAGAAAGAAGCUCUACUCUGGCAGAAAGAAAAAUCCUUGUUAGUUCUGCAUGUGGAGAUGCUGCAGAAAGAACAGGCAGAAGCUGAGAGGGAUCUGGAAGAGCUUUACCAGGACUACCAACAUGAGACAGAAGUGCAAAAAGAUCACAUCCUACAGGUUUUCCAGGCAUACAGAAGGCAUGCUGAAGAGCAGACGGAAGCCCUUGAGCAAAGAUAUCGAAAGCUGCUACGGGAGUCCCUUCAGGAUGCCAUUAUCCUCUCCGCUCAGAACCAGCAACUCAGAGUUCAAAAGGAACUGAGAUACACAGAAAGAGCAAUCCAGACAGACCCCUGCCCUUAACACACAGCCAUGAGAGCCACUGCUCACCCUAAGAGCUUAUAUUUCUUCUGAAAGAGAGGCCUAAAAAUCAAAGUAUUGCGCAGGCAGAGACUAGCCUCAGCUUUCCCUCUAGGAUGAAAGCAAUUACUCCAAUCUACAUGAAUGGUUGGACUAGGUUUGUCUCGUUUCCUUUACCUCUGCCCUCUCUUUGAUUACUCACAAGUCCCUGUAUGACAAUGUAAACAAAGUUAACGAAGCUCAUCAUUCAUCUGAGGUAGAACAUUAAAAAAAAGAGCUUUGUGCAGAAUCCCAAGACAAGAAUGGGUGGUCUUAUAUUAAACCAUGAAAAUCCUACAAACA
Molecule: messenger RNA, 1845 nt
Organism: Pogona vitticeps (central bearded dragon)
Lineage: Eukaryota; Metazoa; Chordata; Lepidosauria; Squamata; Agamidae
Source: RefSeq, a predicted model, not a curated record